Zerene cesonia (dogface butterfly) is the source of this 2195-nucleotide messenger RNA. Its product is annotated as protein SHQ1 homolog. NCBI's taxonomy places the organism in Eukaryota, Metazoa, Arthropoda, Insecta, Lepidoptera, Pieridae. Gene Ontology annotation, cellular component: cytoplasm; nucleoplasm. The record is from RefSeq and is a predicted model, not a curated record. Bases 155 to 1567 code for a protein of 470 amino acids. Gene Ontology annotation, biological process: box H/ACA snoRNP assembly. The transcript has a single exon.
UGUCAACUGUCAGUUUCUAGCCAAUUCUGACGCUGUAUGGUCGCCCAAUGCGUUGUGAGGUUCGAGAAAUCAGUGUUUGGAAAAAAAUAAAUAAUGGUGUUAACAUAAACUGGAUUUACUGAAUUACAAGAGACUUUGUAUUGAAAUAGUUAAAAUGUUGACGCCUAGCUUCAAACUAUCACAGGAUGAAAACCACGUGUUUAUUACUGUUCAUGCACCAUACACGAAUGUUGGAGAUACGGAAAUCGAUGUCGACGGAGAGAACUUUUUGUUCGUUUCUAGUCCUUAUUUUCUAAGGCUGCGCCUACCAGGAAAAAUAGUUGAAAAUGAUAGAUCUAAGGGGUCUUAUGUUUGCGAUUCUGGUGAUUUCAAUCUUAUGUUCGACAAAGAGACACCCGGCGAGCAUUUUGAAAACAUGGACAUGAUUACUAGUCUUUUAGCUCCACGAGACAUACCAAAUGUUAAUCCCAGUUUAGUUGAAAUGCUCGAAGAAGACGGUAUCACGAUUGAGGAAGACCAGGGUGAGGCAAGUAGCGAAAGUAAUUCAAAUAAAUAUUCCUACGGUUUUGCGUGCAAGAUCUCUACAGAUUUCCGUGAUGUCGGCAGUGAGUUUCCACAAAUUUUUGAAUUAAGAGUUCCCGAAAAAGUAAGUCUAAAUGAGCGCCAUGGUUUACGAGAACAGUACGAAAAUCAUAAAUUCUCCUCUGAUCAUUAUUUAGCUGAUUUAUUUGACGAAGAACUCAUAAGCCCCUAUAUAAAACUUACCCUGUCAUGGGAAGCCAAUGAUUUUGACAAAGAUGCUGAUUUUGACGAGGAUGAGAUCAGUUUGUUGAAGGAACUGCCUAACAAACAUUAUAUUUUAACUAAAAAUGAACAUAAGCAAGUACUUUUAGGCCUUAUAGAUAUUCUGUAUGGCUAUUGCUAUGAUAAGAGAACAACCUUGAAUGAAAGUACAGUUGAAUCUAGCUGGACCAUAAAUAAAUUAUCCUCAACAUUAAGUUGGUUUUGUGUUUUCAAUGAUAUGAAACAAGUAGUUACUGCUUCUUACCGACGAGCUUUGAUAUAUCCAAUAUUUAGAAACUUUGAGCUCUGCCAAAAGGUUCAGAAUGAUCUGAUUUCUCUGUUAAAACAUGGUAAAAAGUUCAUAAUAAAAGGUUUGGUGAACAUUCACAAAAUGUUCAAUUCAAGCAAUGAUGCACGAUAUAUAUUGAACCAGUUGUAUAUCAACGAUUAUUUGAUUUUUAUUCAAAAGUGUCGGGUUGAGGAGUUAGCAGAACUCUGCAAUAAUCUGACCAACAUUGAAAUAAACAAGAACGACCUGUCUUUAGAAUUGGAGGAAUUGGAAGCUGCUGCGGAAAUGGUUAACCAGGAAGAGUCUCAGGUUAUGGAGAAUGAAAUGGCUUUGAAAAUGGCAUCUAUGUCUUUACUGCCAGAUUUGAAAAAGUCAAGUAAUUACCUACUCGACGAUAGUGAUAGUGAAUCCUCUGAUUCAAGCAGCUCUUCUUCAGACAGCUCAUCUUCAGACAGCUCAUCUGAUUUGGACUCUGAUGAUGAUUAUUCCUCUUGACGCGAUACCUUGGAGUACGCUGGUAAAGGCUUGUAAAAGCUUUUUAGACUGAAAUGUGAUAGACAAUUAGUUCUAUGAUGAAUAGAAGCAAUGGACAUUUGAACACUUAUGUGAUUUAUUAAUGAAUACUUUUUGUGAAGUAGAAAAUAUACCUAUACUUAUAUAAUUGCUGUGUAAAUGGUGAAAUCAAACACACUUUAUUGCAACAAUUUAUACUCGAAAUAAUGUUGUUAAAUGUCUCAUAAAUAUAUCAUAACAAGCUUAAUUCUAUUAUAUGUGCCAAAACAUUAAAUUUGUUGGAAAUUUGCAUAAGCUUUUUAGUAAUAAUUGAAGAAUAAAAUGCUAGGUCUGCUUUUUCAUAUAACAAUCAACCUUUCCUUUUCUAAAAGGGUAUAGCUAUAGAUAAACAUAAGUAUGUAAUUUAUGGAUCUGUAAAUUAAGCUAGUUGUACAAGUAUAUCUUAUUUUAUCUAUGUAAUAUGAUAGUGGAACAUUUAUUUACUAUGUUACUAUAAAUUGUCUAUUGUUGUACUCAUAUCCAAUUUGAAUAGAUGUUAAUAUCCAAAAUCUUUCACAUAAAUUUUAAUCUCUUAAAACUUUUAUUAAAUAUAUGGCAGACUAUAUUAUUA